Molecule: messenger RNA, 4145 nt
Organism: Phyllopteryx taeniolatus (common seadragon)
Lineage: Eukaryota; Metazoa; Chordata; Actinopteri; Syngnathiformes; Syngnathidae
Product: myb-related transcription factor, partner of profilin
Exons: 4
Coding region: 1473-2945 (490 amino acids)
Cellular component (GO): nucleus
Source: RefSeq, a predicted model, not a curated record
GGUGCUAUGGGUACGCCUCCCUAGUUGCGUCAUCAGAAAGCGACCGCCUGCGGUUUGUGUACCCCUGCCGAGCUGUACCGAUUUGUGUUUUGCCUCCUCCCUCCGUCCUCCACGCGUCGUUGUCAUGAGCGUCGGAGGGCAUCCUCAUCUCAGGCUGGGAUGAUGCAUCUUUGUCAAAACAGCUGGGCGGUCAGAUGAACUCAACACUGGCCCAUUUAAGUACGUUUUAUUAACACAGCGGAUUUACAAAUAUAGGGUCUGGGACCUGGACAUUCAAAUUGGAUUGAUUUUCAAGCAGGCACGCGGCGUUUUGAUCGACGUAUGUUGUGUGCUUUAUCAUGGGUUAUAUACGUGAUGUAUUUGCAUAGGUUGGAGGAACCAAAUUUCAGGUUAUGAAACGCUGAAAUAAUUAAGUAUAUUUAUAAAGCCGCACUAGUUUUAUAAAGAUGAGAGGAAUUCUAAGUCUCGCCCUGUUCCAUCUUUUAUUACAUCGAUCAAAAUGUGGCUUGAUUGGCCUGAAUAGUGUAAUAUACAGUGCUUGAAGUGGAAUUGAUCUCUUUAUAUUUUCAUUUAACCUUUAUUUAGCCAGAAAAAAACAAACUGAGAAUAAAAGAUCUUCUCCAAGGGUGUCCUGGUCAGGACAGGCAACAAACACAUGAAACAGGUUUGACAGGACAAGCUAAAAACAUCCAGACAAAACAAUCUCAUAACACAACAAUCCUAGAUCAUCGAUACAGUGUAGCAGUGGCUUGAAUUUACUCUCUGCUGUCUAUUUUGGUUGUACACUACUAGUGGCGGGCUACAUAUUUGGGAACUGGCCCUUUAGUGGAGCCUUAAACCACCUCUUAAAACACAUUCACUGCCAUUGACGGCUUUAGAAGUCAAAUAUCCAUGUUAACUGGCAAACUAUCACAUCGCUAUUGUAGAAACCAAUACUGCACAAAAAUGCAAUGUAACAGCACACAACUGUGCCAUCUACAUCAUUUGGAGCGGUUUAGAAUCAAUAUUAUCUAAUGACAUGACAAAAACAUAAAGCACUUAAAUACAUCAUACUCACCAGGAAUGCGGAUUAUUAAAUUGUGCAGAUUACCACAGCUGUGUCUCAGUCGUCGAAAUUUGCUUUCUCCGAACAAACCAACCAAUCAGAGGAAGGAAAAAUCAGAGGAAGGAAAAAUGGUCAACGAUAUGCUGAUAUAGUUGAUGUUACAUUGGCCGGGACUACUGAUUCUGAGCAGUGCAGCCAGGAGAAACACUAUGAAAUGAGGAGUAAUCAAAUUUAGGUUGUAAAUGUAGGUCACUGCUUCUGAUAGUGUUUUGGCCAGUCGAGAAAGUCUACCACUACAGUGUAGUGACUUUAUAAUGUCUUAGACGGUAUCUGCGGAGAUACCUUGAUCCGGUGUUAAUGGGGCCGCACUCGUCAGCACCAGAAUUGGCCCCCCAGUCAGUUCUACGCUGAAAGCGGCCCCCGACCCAUGACGGAGUACUGCGAGGACGGGGGGCUGCUGUAUGAGCAAUCACCUCCCAUGCACAUCAAAGUGGAGUCUCCCGAGGGACACUCUGCAGGGGGGGCUUCCGACAACGGCUUCCCCAGGGAUGACGACGACUCGGAGGGCAGCUGUGACCAGAGCAGUGGACCGCGCGGGGGCCUGCCCUUCAACGUGGUAGUGGUGCACCCUAAACUCAUGGCGCCCGGCAUGUCCUCAGACGACCUCUUGUCCAUGGAACAAAACGGAGCUAUGUCAGCUGCACUUGCAGCCAAUGGCGCGGGCAAAAGAAAAAGUCGCUUCAGCGGCGCGGAACUUGAGGUGUUGGUCUCCGAGGUGACGCGGUGUGAAGGAGAGCUGUUCGGCCCGGCAGGGAGGCUCCGACGGCGCGAGAGGGAACGCAUAUGGGCAGGAAUCCUCGAGAGGGUCAAUGCCGUGUCUAGAGUCCCACGUACGCUUCGGGAGGUCAAAAAGCGCUGGGAUGACCUGAAGAGACGCAACGGCGGCCGCCUGGCGGACGCCCGCCACCGUAGCUGGUCUCUGCCACCCGGCAGAUCGUCGACGCUCGGACAGUCCUCCCAGUCCAGCCCCAGGCUUCAACAUGGCAGGCAAAAGCAAAGCUCCAGACCAAAGCCCACUUUCACGUGCUUCCCCGAGUCGGACACUGGUUUUGGAGGGGAGGGGUCCGAAAAAGAUGCUUUGGACAAGGAUGACGAAAAUCCAGAGCACGAGAGAGAUAUCGGGGAUCCUGACUGUGAAGACGAAGAAAACAGCAUGGAAGACAAACUAGGCCUCGGAUUAGGUCUGGGCAUCGGCGCGCCUCCAACCUCAGAACGAUGGCUUCCUCCCUCCCCGCUGUACAGCGCCCCUUUCUUAAACGGCAGCCCGGAGCCCAGCAGUCCUCAGCCGUCGCUCGGAGCGCAACAGGGUCCUCUCGAAGCCCCGCCACGCGGCUCCUGGCUCGAAGACGAGCUGCGAGGGGUCGGAGAGGCGGCAAUUCAGCUUGGAAAUCGGGUGGACAAGAGUCUGCGGGAAUUCGCCGACUGUUUCAGACAGGACAUGAGAACGCUCGUCGCAUCGCAAGAGGCCUUGGCGCUCAGUCUCCAGCAAAACAACGUCCUCCUGCAGAGGCUUUUGGCAGUGCUGGAGGCGCAGCAGCAGCAGCAACGCGUGCCACAAACGAACCACUCGCAGACAUCGCAGCAACAGCAACACAUUGAACAACAUUUACAGCAGCAGAUUGAAGACCCACAGCACACAGUGCAAGAGCAACACAAACUACAUCAGCUCCAGCUCACGCAGCAUUCAAACUGCCCCUCCGCUGGAGCCACGCUUCCUUCGUCGUCGCCGCCUGACCUACAAACCACUUUUCCCUCGCAUCCGCCCGCUGGCGUGAAUGGGUGCGCGCAAAAGCCGCGACGAGGAAGAGCUCUCGAUCACAGACGCAGGAGACGGCGCUGAAAACAGAAAGGACCGGCUGGCAGUUAAAAGCACACACUAGUUUGCAUACUUGCUCAAUAAGGGUGUGAAAGUGUGUCUUGUUUUUUUUCUAUUGCUAUUUGGGGUUCAGCUUCAGAAAUACCCAUUGCACUUAAAAGUUGUCCUUAGAACUAUUAGAUGUGAGCUUAUAGGGUGGCCUUAAAUUUUAAAUGUACAUAUUCUUGUGCUAUAAGCCCUCCUAACAAAUUGUGUUGAGGAUCAACUCGACCCCUUUAGACACAUUCUUCCCAGUCCAGAAUUUAGUCGAGGUGUUUACAUUCAUGCUUUUCAAUAGAGCUUGUACUGUAAAAAAAAACAAAAACAUUGUCAUGUAAUGAAACUUAUAACUUUUGGGGAUUAGUAUGGUAACUGGAAAGUUAGGGAUGUUUGGCCUUCGGGUGAUAUUGCAGGAUGAACCUAAAAUGCACGACAAACAUUACAGGUGGACUUAUUUUGACCUUCUCUAAACUUUUGAAUGCACAUGUUAAAAUGUUCAGUACAUUUUGCACAACUUACUGUCAUAUAGGGAAAAUUUGAUCCAUGAAUUGACCAAAACAUUUCCGGCCUAAGCUCCGAGCGGUAGCUUGUUAACAUUUUGAGACCAAGAAAAACUCGAUCAACAGUACUUUGCCAUUGCGAGGCUUUAAACGACGUUCUUUGAGUGAAGUGCUUACUGAGAUCAAACACCUGCUGUGAAUUUUGCCAUACAAAUGUGCAUUCAAAAAUUCAAAAAGGUUAUUUACAGGCUCAUCCUGAAAUUUCACCCGAAAGCCCAAAGUGCUGAACUUUUUGUGAUUACUGUAGUGUAUAUUGUAGUUCAACUGCUAUUGUAACUACCCGCUAUUGUAUGCCUGUGUUUUAGCAGUUUCAUGGUGAAUACUUUUUCAGUUUAGGUGACACAUUCAAAAUGUGUUGCAUUCAAUGCCUAAUGAGGCAAAAAAAAUUAAUAAAUGGCGCCUGAUUUUGCUUGCCUGCACCAUCAAGAAAAACUUGAGGCUUUAGCAUUACAGUUGGAUUGAGUCCAAUUGAGGGCAAAUAUAUCCCUGCAUAGUGUCAGAGUUGUGUGUAGAUUGUUGUCUAAAAACACGCAUAUUGCUAUCAUAUUUAUAGUUUUGCACAAGCUAUAUUUUGUAGAUAUAUAUAAUGUAUUAACACAAAUAAAAGUAAGACUGGUUGAUGGCC